Dioscorea cayenensis subsp. rotundata (Guinea yam) is the source of this 2104-nucleotide messenger RNA. RefSeq lists its product as uncharacterized. The transcript is spliced from 2 exons. Lineage: Eukaryota; Viridiplantae; Streptophyta; Magnoliopsida; Dioscoreales; Dioscoreaceae. The record is from RefSeq and is a predicted model, not a curated record. Bases 66 to 707 code for a protein of 213 amino acids.
CUCUCUCUCCAUUGCUAAACCCUAACCCUAGACUCCAUUGUUCGAGCUUCACCGAGCCCUCUCCAAUGGCGAGUAACCCCUUCGGAACCUCCUCCCCCUCCUCCUUCGAUCCCCUCCUCCUCCCUUCCCUCUUGUCCCGCCUCCAGCUCCGCCCUCCUCUCCCAUCGCGCUCCCCCUUGGACGACCUACUGCUCCAAUCCCUGUCCACCGUCGACCACCAUCCCGAUCUCGACGAAGACAACGAUGACCUAUCGCUCACUGGGGACGAAGAGAAGCGCCGCCGCCUCCUUGCCCGCGAGGUAGCCCGGCUUGAGCGAGAGGUGAUCCGUAUUAUCCAGUCCGGCGACUCCGAUCGGCUCCUCAAGCCUAAUUCCGGCCGAUCCGUCGCCAUCGGCGACCACAACAUCUGCGUCGCUGCUCGCGAUGAGCCGGGAUCGGAGUACCGCGUCUGGGAGUGGCAUGGUCACAUCAUGUUCUUUGACCAUGAGAAUGGCUUCGACGCUGAGUAUAUUUACGGGAAUUACUUCGAGAGGCUGCCGGAGAGGAAGGGCGGCAGGAAUCAACCCAAGGACGAUGAGGAAGAGGAGACGAAGCUCGGCGGGCUGAGGGAUUUGAUCGGAGAUUCCAUGAGUUCAGUGAUGAAUGGGGGAGGGAGAGUGAUUCACAGGAACUCUCUCAGUGCUUCAUCUUCGAAUUCCAACAAUUGAUUGAACAGGACAAAGUUCUUGUCGCCAUGAUGUCUCUUGAUUAGCCGCGGCCUGGAGAUAAAUGGUGGAAAAGUUAAUGCAGUUAUAAUACUUGGUCGAUGGGAUUUGUGGCAUUUAUCUACAAUCCUGUUUUUCUGCUUUUUGUUUCUUGGUGUUGAAUUGUUUUGUUUGCAGUGCAAUGUUUGAAUCUACUUCCAUUUGGAGGUCUUAGGAGUUUCUUCAAAAUAUCACUUUUUCCAAUUGCAUGGCAUGUAUUGUGGUUAGGCUUCCAACAGUCAUACAUCGUAUUCCUUUAAGGGAAGUAUAUGUUCUUCUCUCUGAGUUAAGAAUUAGUGCUACAAUCAUGUUUGUACUUCUCUCUUGAUUGCAACAAAUAAAUGAACAAUUAGUGCUAAAAAAAUGAUCGAUUUAAAGCAUUGGAUUGGGAAUAAUUAUGUCAUCAUAUGGAAAUUUGCUUUAUGUAUUGAUCUGGACGGGAAAAAUUGGAUUGAUAUAUUUUGGAGUUGUGGAAUGUUUUUGUGUCCAUGACAUGCCCAGUCCUGUUGUGAAUCGAGCUCCUUUUACCGUAGGCAUGGGUUGACAGGAUUGUGAUGGUAUGAUGAAGGCAUGCCUGCUAUAUUAUUAUAUAUGGUAACUACCUCUAUUUAUCACAUGGCAGUUUUUACCUAUGAUCUUGCUUUAGAUUAUUUUCUAAUUGUUCUUAUUAGAAAAACAUGCAUGGGGUGUCCAAACUUUUCUCCAUGCACAUGUUUUCUGUGAAGAGCUAUGAUUGGUUGGCCUUCAAUUAUUAUGUUGAAAAAUUUCGAAGCGCAUUAAUGAUUUCCCAUUUUUGAUUGUGAUGCCAAGUUUAUCUAUGUUAACGGUGAGCCCUCUUUGUGAUGCAAAUCAAGAUAAAUUUUCACUUGGGUUGUAUUAGGUAUGUAAGGAUUAACCAUGCGUAGGCAAACUCGAACGUUAGUUACCGUCCUGGACUUGAAUGUAUACCAAAAUCUGAUGGGAAACAAACUUAAUUCAUCUAUACUUGAUCCAAAAAUUUUAGGCUCCUGAAAAUUGAAACAUUUCAUUCUUUUAUCUUAUUCAUAAUUCUUAUGAGAAUUUGCUCCGGUUGAUUAUAAAUGCAGGCCCUACAAUCUUUAUCAAGUAAUACAAUUGUUGCGAGUGGUUUUUAUUAUCCACUUGACUACUCUACUUGGAAAUUUCUUCGAUUGUCAAUAUUGUAUUGGUAGUGUAACCUGUAUGAUUUGAUCAGAGCUAAAAUUUUGAAUGAAUUAAAGAGCUGCCAUCUUUAAUCUUCUCCUCAUAUUAGUUUCUUAAAAGGUUUGAGCAAUGCUCGAUUGUUCAUGUUUGAAUCUUUAUGUUCUUCUUGUCAUGUAAUAUUCUAAUAUGGUUUUUUGUUU